AUGCAAGUCAUAGGAAAAAUCCCUGUUGAGAUGAAAAAAACCUUAGAUGAGAAUUAUAUAAUGAUUAAGGAACAAUGUAAAAUUGAAAUGUUUAAUCAGAUGAUGAAUAGUUUAUUAGAUCAAGUAAUUUGAAAAUUAAUAUAAUUAGAAAUAAGCACCUCAUAUUAGAUUAUAAUUCUUAUACAAUAUUAGACAAUGGGAUUAGAAUUUAUGCUUAUCUGAUUUAUGCAUCAACUAAUUGGAGAUUAACAUAACUAAUAAUAUCAAAUAUGUAUUCAAAAUACAUUAUGAUAGAGUAUGGGUAAUCAUUAGAGCAAAUACUGAAAUAAACAGAUUUGUUGAAAAUGAAUUAGAUCUAAUUUUCUUGUGAAUUUAUGAGACCAAUUCCUAUAAUAGUUCCUCAUUAAAGUUUUGAAGAUAUUUCAUUAGAUUUAAUUCAUUUAACAAUUUGGGAUUACAAUGUAACUCCUUUGAUGAGGUUUCGCUAUCUACUGUGUUAAGCUUAGUGUACAAAAUUGUAAUAAGGAGAUUAUCAACAGAUUUUGACUCUAUUCAAACCAGAAUAUAAGAUUGAUGGAAAUUAAUUUAAACUUUUGGUUGAAUAGAAUCCAUAAUUAGUUAGUGAUUUGAUUAAGAAAUUACAUUAAUUAGGUGUAAAUACUCAUGAGUAUAUAAUUGAAAAUGAUUACUUAGAUAUUUGGACUAGUUAAUUUAGAUAAAGAUAAGUAUUCAAGCCUUAGAAUUAGUCAAUUAAUUAUCAAAGAGUAUAAGUCUACCAGAUCAAUUUCUUAAUAUGUUCAUAACAAAAUGUAUAGUAAAUUGUGAAGAAUUAAAGAAUGUAAGAUUAUAAUGAUUAAUAUAUAUAUAGAAUUAACCUUAACAAUUGGCUCGAUAAGUGAGAUUGGUUUCAGUAUUUAUUAGAACUUUGAUUAAGUAGAAAACAUUUGAUCCAAAGAAGAUUUAUGUAGAAUUAUAAGGGUUUUGCUUAGAGUUUUCAUCAAUUCUGGAGGCGACUCAAUUAUUUAAAACUAUAAAAAAUUCAGUUCAAGAAUAAUGAG
Paramecium pentaurelia is the source of this 1058-nucleotide messenger RNA. Lineage: Eukaryota; Ciliophora; Oligohymenophorea; Peniculida; Parameciidae. The record is from the annotation of a GenBank genome assembly.